CCCCAAUUUAAGUGUAGUGCAAAACCCUAAUUCAGCCAAAUCACAAGCGUUUUAAGUAAAUGGAUCGAGAAUCACUAGAGAAACGACCUGCGAUCUUCGUAGUCGGAUCCCCCAACGUUGGCAAACGGACACUGCUCUCAAGACUACUUAAGGUGGAUUUUGAUGAUGACGCAGAUACAUCACUUGAGUUAUCCGUCAAUGGGUGGACGAUCAACACAAAGUAUUACACAGCAGAUGUUGCAGUAUGGAUAGCUAAUCUUUCUGAUGAGUUAUCUAUUACAAGCUUUCCUGACGUGAAUCGAAUAGUUGCCUUGGUUAUGGUCUUUGACACUAGUGAUCUCACGACACUAGUUGCUCUAAAAGAAUGGGUUUCACGCACUGACAUCCAGAAGUUUGAAAUAUUGCUGUGCAUUGGUAACAAGGUGGAUCUUCUUCCUGGACAUCCAUCACAUGUAGAGUACAAGAGACACUUGAUGAAGCUUGGUGAAUCCUCUGUCAAUUCUCAUCUGGACUUCUCUGAUUAUGGUAUAUCUGAGACUGAAGGAAGUAGUUUAUUGGGAAAUGAAGAGCCAUCCUUAGGAUUUAAGAUAUCUUGCAUAGAGUGGUGUCUGGAACACAAUAUUGAAUAUGUUGAAGCUUGUGCAUCGAAUGCUGAUUUUGAUCAAUGUCUCUCUAUUGAUGGUGAUUCACAGGGUGUUGAUAGACUUUAUGGUGCUCUCUCUGCUCAUAUGUGGCCUGGAAUGUUGUUGAAAUCUGGUGACAGGAUAAACGAGCCUUCAUUGCCUGAGCAAGAAGAGUUGUCCGAAGAAGAAGAAUCUGAUUAUGAACCUGAAUAUGAAGUAUUAUCUUCUGCUUCAGCAGAACCAUGGGAUGAUAUAGGAUGGAUGUCUGCAGAUGGUCCCGUUUCUACCUCAGGAAGUGCGAUGCCUAUGGAAAAGGUCCCUGAUGCUUCAGGUAGAGAAAGUGAAGAUAAAUCCAUCAGAGAAGAGAACCAGCCGUCAACAUCAGCCUCUCAGUUGCCCAAGGACCUUGACCAUGAGAAGGCAUUUGAAGCAGACCCAACAUCAGAGCUUAAUGAUGAUAAAACUUAUGAGUUUGAAGAUUUGGAAAUGCUAAUGGCUGAAAUUGGUAACGUGCGCAAUGGCUUGAGGCUGAUGCCUGAUUUCCAGAGGAGGGAGAUGGCUGCAAAGCUGGCAAUGAAAAUGGCUGUGAUGUUUGGAGACAGUAGUGGUGGUGAGGAGGAGGAGUUGGAGUAAAAGGAAACUAGCAAUAGUAUCAACUGAAAUUCACCUGCACUAAGGGCGGUCUCUUUGCUGUAAUAUGUAAGUGCCCUGUCUGCUGGACAACGGAGAAUCACAAGUGAAGUUCAGAGGUUAGUUCUCAAGGGAGACUACAGUAUUAUAUUGGUUUUUUGAACAUUCUGUCGAACUUUUUAACAUGGAACAAUACUUAGACAGGGAUUGAUAUUUACUAUUCUUGGAAGAAUUGUGAGUGAAUCCAAGUACAAUAGGUUUAUGUGUUUAGGUUGAAUUAAGAAAACUCGAUGAAACAGAUUUGGCAUGUUAUAGUGGUGAAGCAAUGGAUGAUUUCGGUUAUUGUUAAUAGGCAUCGUAUUAUGCUGUUUGGCUUAAUUAUGCGAAAAUGGUUGGUAACGA
Salvia hispanica is the source of this 1655-nucleotide messenger RNA. The record is from RefSeq and is a predicted model, not a curated record. NCBI's taxonomy places the organism in Eukaryota, Viridiplantae, Streptophyta, Magnoliopsida, Lamiales, Lamiaceae.